UUUCCUACGGACACAGCUGAUCACGUGAUGUGGUAAAAGGCCAAUCACAGCAGCCUUUUACCACGUGAUCAGCCAUGUCCAAUGACACGCUGAUUACCGGGAAAUGCAAUUGCCGGUUCUCGGCUGCACUUUCCUCACGCUGGAUCGGCACUGAUGAUCAGUGCCCUGAUGAUCGGUGCCCAGCAGUGCCACCCACCAGCUCCGCCCACCUGUGCCCAGCAGUGCGCCCACCUGUGCCCAGAAGUGCCACACACCUGUGCCCAGCAGUGCCACCCACUUGUGCCCAGCAGUGCCACCCACCUGUGCGC
Molecule: messenger RNA, 308 nt
Organism: Staurois parvus
Lineage: Eukaryota; Metazoa; Chordata; Amphibia; Anura; Ranidae
Source: the annotation of a GenBank genome assembly